This is a messenger RNA of Funneliformis caledonium, 465 nucleotides long. Lineage: Eukaryota; Fungi; Glomeromycota; Glomeromycetes; Glomerales; Glomeraceae. The record is from the annotation of a GenBank genome assembly.
AUGAAGAAUAACAUGUUCUCUCGCAACCGUAAAAUUCACAACCCAUUCAAAAGAAGAAAUUCCUCAAGUAAAUCGCAUGCCCACCCCGUUUACCAUCAAAAUGUUAUCAGCGCAUUAGGAGGAAUCCCUCAUGAUUACGAUUUUGAAUAUAGCUCAACGACAGAAACACCAACGGUAUAUUCUUCAAGGCGAAGCUCAAUUUACUGCGACUCUUCAUACCAAAGUUCGAGAUUAGGUUCCACCCAUAUGUAUUCGCUCUACCAGGAGCCUCAGCACGAUUUUCUCGCUGCCGCAACGCACACUCAUCAUCAUCAUAACGACAAAUGCUGUCAUGAUGCCAAUUGCAAGCAAUACAAACAAACAAAAAGGAAUAGCUCCGAUUCUUACAAUCCAAGGCGAAGUUUUACUGGAUUUAAACUUUGGUUACGAUUGACUUGGGUAAAGGUUGGAAGAACCUUUCGUUAA